UUCUUCCGCAGUCGGAGAUGACGUCAGCUGGCUGCAGCAUCAGAGCGUCUUUUGCUGAUGUGCGCAAAGUGAAAGAAGCUACAUGAUGCUCUUUGUCCCCGCAGCUGGAGUUAUUUUAAUAUUAGCUUGGAUUUAUCCAAGUUACGCACUCUAUUUCCACAUAGGAGAGACGGAGAAAAAAUGCUUUAUUGAAGAAAUUCCGGACGAGACCAUGGUUAUUGGAAAGUACAGGACUCAGCUGUGGGACAAACAGACCAGUUCCUUCCUCCCAGCCACCCCCGGCCUUGGGAUGCAUGUCGAGAUCAAGGAUCCAGAUACAAAGAUUAUCCUUUCUCGUCAGUAUGGGUCAGACGGACGGUUCACCUUCACCUCCCACACUCCUGGAGAACAUCAGAUCUGUUUGCACUCCAACUCCACCAAGAUGGCUCUGUUUGCAGGAGGAAAACUGAGAGUGCAUCUGGAUAUUCAGGUUGGAGAACAUACCAACAACUACCCUGAAAUUGCAGCUAAGGACAAACUCACCGAGCUGCAGCUGCGGGUCCGACAGCUGCUGGACCAAGUCGAACAGAUCCAGAAGGAGCAAAACUACCAGAGGUAUCGCGAGGAGCGGUUUCGCAUGACGAGCGAGAGCACCAACCAGCGCGUCCUCUGGUGGUCCAUCGCUCAGACGCUCAUCCUCAUCGUCACCGGCAUUUGGCAGAUGAAGCAUCUGAAAAGCUUCUUUGAGGCCAAGAAACUGGUGUAAUGUCUGAGCAACGGCAGCAUUGGGGAAACAACAUAAACACGAGGAGACGGACUUGACUGACCGAAUCGGAGAGACGCCCGCCCACAGUGCAGAAAAAUCCACGGGGAGACAUGUGGUCUUAAUAUCAGCCAUAAAUGGUACGAGCACAUUCACAGAGGCAGUUAUCAAUCCUGGGCAAUGAGUUUUUCCCUGCAAAUGUUGUAAGCUAUAGUUAUUUUUCCGUUAGCAACAACACAGUGUCACGUUUCCAUUUGCUUUUCUUGUUGUGUUUUCUUGACAACACUGGGCUCGUUAUUUUCCUGCGCCAGAAGAAGCAGAGACAACAUUAGUGAAUUUAUUAUGGAGUGAAUGGCCGACUGUUAAAGCUGUUACAAGUAAUAACCGAGUACUUUAUUGAUACAUGAUUUUAUGUAGGCCAUUUUUUGUCAUUGAUAGUGUUGCACAUAGUUUUAUUUCCAGGUUUUGUAACUUCUAACCGUAGGCUUUCAGCUGUGCUCAUCACUUGCUCACACAGAUAUUACACUGAUUCCUUAUUUGUCCAUUUGUAAGGAGUAUAUAAACACUCAAUAAAUGGUUUAUAACACACUAAAAUAUAGUUGUAGGCAGCACUGAGGACAUUUUUAAUUUUAUUAAUAUAUUUGAUAACAAUUAUCAAAUAUAUACACAAAUAUACAAUGAAGCAUUGGUAACUGGUGAAUAAACAGUUCAACAAAGCUUUAAUCACGAUUAAUGAUGUUGAUUACACACGUUAUAUAACAUUUCUUAACUGUUUCUGAACUCAGUAUAAACAGUAGUUUGACAAAAAUAAAUCUUAACACAAUCACCACUUACUAGUUUUCUUCCAGAGCUUUCAGCCUCAUCUUGUGGUCUUCAUCAGCUAAUGGAGUAGGCUCAGUUGUGACGGUGGGUGAAGAAGAUAUAUUUGUAAAUAAAUAAAUAAAUACUUAAAAUAAAUACAACUAUUACCUACAGUUACUGUAAUAUUUCAUAUUCAUUCGUUAUCUGUUUAUACACCAGUUACAGACGCUUCACAGGAGAAGUUAUAAUAGCUGACACAUAUAUUAGCAGACACUUAAAAGUGUCCAUCUAUCUUAAAACCACAUUUUAAGUGUUUAUAUAUUGCUUAGAAAUGUGAAAUGGAGGGUCAAAAGACAGCGUUGCCAUUCAUCCUUCUACCGACCUGUAUAUAGUUUGUACCUAGAGUCCAGUUUCUUGUACAUUUUACCAGAGCUGUAGAUACAGUUUGAUACUGGUCUAUUAAUAACAGGAUUCUACUGUAUGUUGUAAAGAACAGGUUUAGCUUAUUGACUGUCCUGUUCAUUUUCUAAUGCCUUUUACACUGAUUGAAUGAUAUUCAAGUAAUAUUAAUUGUGUCACCAGGUUUUUUGUUUCAUCAGUGUCUUAAAACUUAUUUAUUGAGCAGUCGUGGCCUGUUUUAUUGCUGAGCUUAAGACAAAUGUACUCUAAUUGCAAUUUACUGUGAUUUUGGUUUCCAUUUGUCAAUGCAAUGCAAAUUCUGUUAAUUCAGAUUCAUAGCGAGGAACAACUUAACAUUAGAAGGGAUUAUAGUGAUGCAUUAUAUUUGGGCGUUAAAUUAUUUUUGAAAUUAUCACUCUAAAAAUUGUUACCGGUUCCAGAUGUCACCUCCAUGUGCUUAAUAAAGAAACUUUGGCCAA
Molecule: messenger RNA, 2421 nt
Organism: Siniperca chuatsi (mandarin fish)
Lineage: Eukaryota; Metazoa; Chordata; Actinopteri; Centrarchiformes; Sinipercidae
Gene: tmed4
Product: transmembrane p24 trafficking protein 4
Exons: 5
Coding region: 83-745 (220 amino acids)
Biological process (GO): intracellular protein transport; endoplasmic reticulum to Golgi vesicle-mediated transport; Golgi organization
Cellular component (GO): COPII-coated ER to Golgi transport vesicle; endoplasmic reticulum; endoplasmic reticulum-Golgi intermediate compartment
Source: RefSeq, a predicted model, not a curated record